Molecule: messenger RNA, 2094 nt
Organism: Drosophila serrata
Lineage: Eukaryota; Metazoa; Arthropoda; Insecta; Diptera; Drosophilidae
Gene: Zasp66
Product: PDZ_signaling and DUF4749 domain-containing protein Zasp66
Biological process (GO): muscle structure development; actin cytoskeleton organization
Cellular component (GO): stress fiber; Z disc; adherens junction
Molecular function (GO): actin binding; muscle alpha-actinin binding
Source: RefSeq, a predicted model, not a curated record
UAGUACUUGAGCAGCAUUGCGAUCGAACAAAACGCUUAACGGACUGCAAUAGCGCGCCGCGAGCGCGAAUAAACAAUAAAAUUCCAAUUAAAUUCGGCUCUAGUCCAAUCGAUUGGAUGAAUCUGUGAGCCAGAUUUCUGGAUCCAACACCAGAAAUAAGGCGAUUGUAGCCAGGAUGAGCCCCAAGCUGCACGAGUUUGCGGUGGUCCUUCUGCGUGAUGGCCAGGGCACACCCUGGGGCAUCCGCCUGGUGGGCGGCAACGAUCUGGAUACGCCGCUGAUCAUCACCAGGGUGCAAGCGGGCAGCCCAUCUCAUGGUGAGCUCCUCCGCGGCGAUAUCAUCGCCAAGAUCGGCGAGUACGAUGCACGCGACCUGAGUCACGCGGAUGCCCAGCAGCUGUUCCGCGGCGCUGGCAACGAGAUCCGCCUCACGGUCCACAGGGACAACAAAAUUGCCUAUACGCAGGGCGUCAGUCAGGAUGCAGGACCAGGAUCACGCAGCAACUCCACCCUGCCGCCGGCCAGUCCCGAACUGUUGCCCCAUCGUGGUCCGUCGCCCUUCUUGCCGGGUCCCAGCCACUUCGAGCGUGCCCUGCAGCUGCCCAUGGACACUCUGCCUCAGACGGUGUUCCCCCAGUUGAACUCUUCUGGAGGUUACGAGGUGCCAUCCAGUGUGUUUUCGCCGAAGCCAACGCGUGAUCAUCAGCAGGAUGUGGAUGAGGAGCAGGCUGCCAUUGUGAAUCAGCCAUACCGAACAACUCCGCUGGUCCUGCCCGGCGCCAAAGUGAAGAAGGAUGCGCCCACGACAGAGUCCUACUUGAGGCACUACCCCAACCCGGCUGUGCGCGCCCAUCCAGGACACGACUACCAUGACAGUAUCAUGAAGCAGCGCGUGGCCGACACCAUGCUGCACAAGGUUGUCGGUUCGGAGGCCGACACUGGCCGCGUCUUCCACAAGCAGUUCAACUCGCCCAUCGGUCUGUACUCCAACAGCAACAUCGAGGACACCAUCAGAACCACAGUUCCCUUCGCCACGAGCGAUAGCAAUCGCUUGAAGGACAGUCCUUUGCAUCGUCCUUUGCCAACAAAACUUAACGGAAUUUUCAUCGAUCUAUCUUUCCUGGAACAAAAACGUAAAAUCCUGGAGCAACAAAAGCAAAAAGACCGACUUGCUGAGCAACAACGUCAACACCGCCAGCAGCAACUGCAGCAGCUCUAUCAACAAAACAAAUGAUCAAAGAAAUAGUAGUCCUUAGCCCAAUUUUACUAGACAAUCCUGCUCCUGCUAAAAAUGAUUCCCCUGACAAGUUCCUGCUGAAAACCACGUAUUCCCCAACCUUUGUCCUGCCCCUUUUUAAGACUAAUCCACGAAACUUAAAGACGUUUGCUGAAUUUACACACAUUUAUGGUACAUAUUUACACACAAACUGUUUGAAGGACAGCCCUGAAAGUUCCUAUUCAUAAGCCCCCCGGCUCCACUGCAACCCCAAUAAUAACCAUAUACCCCAUCCAUUAACCCCUAACCCCGUAACGCCCGAUCUCAAGGCUUCGACUCUCAUGCGAUGACAACUAAGGAUUCCGUUGAAUCCAAUAACUAUUAUUAAAUGAAACCAUCUCACACCUUGUUAUGCAGUUCUGUUCGAUUACUUUUAAUAACUAGCUCGUAAGGAAUUUGUUAAUGAGUUUCCUAUUAAUCGCAAUCCGUUCGAGGAGUGUGCAGUUCUUAAGACAACGAGGCACAACUACAACCAGCAACUACAACCAACUACAACUACAACGAAAAACAAAUAAUUCUAACGUAUUUUGUGCACAUCCUGUUUUCUCUUUCUAUUCUCUCACUACUCUGUCUCACGCUACUCAACCGAUGUAAAAAAAACCAAAAAAACAAAACCAAAAAUCCAAAAAUCUUUUUGUUAAUUCAUUUAAACGAAUGAAUUUCGAUUAACCAACAACAACAAAUCAAAAUAAAUCUAUUGAAAUUAUGCAUAACACCACAAAAACCAACGAAUAAUUGACCAAACAAAUAACGGCGCUUUCAACGAUCUCAAUGCAAACCCCCCGAAAUCACACUGACCGAUAUCACUGAUCACUGCC